GGGGGACGGCGCUCGCUGCCGCUCCCGGAAGCUCCGUCAGCCGGCCGGGCAGACGUGUCGCUGCCAUGGCGGAGCCGGGCCGGCUGGAGCGGCUGGAGCGGCGGGUGCGGGAGCUGGAGGACGAGCUGGCCCGGGAGAGGGGCGGGCGGGCGGAGCCGCGGGCCCGCAUCGAGACCAUGAGCCCGGAGGUGACGGACACCAACCCCUACAGUCGCUUGAUGGCGUUAAAAAGAAUGGGAAUUGUCAAAGACUAUGAGAAAAUCCGUACCUUUACGGUAGCAGUCGUAGGUGUAGGUGGAGUUGGGAGUGUGACUGCUGAAAUGCUGACACGGUGUGGCAUUGGUAAGCUGCUUCUGUUUGAUUAUGACAAAGUGGAACUGGCAAACAUGAACAGACUCUUCUUCCAACCUCAUCAAGCUGGAUUAAGUAAAGUGCAAGCAGCAGAGCAUACUUUGAGGAAUAUUAAUCCUGAUGUUCAGUUUGAAGUACAUAACUACAACAUCACAACACUGGACAACUUUGAGCACUUCAUGGAUAGAAUAAGUAACGGGGCACUAGAGGAGGGGAAGCCUGUGGAUCUUGUUCUGAGCUGCGUGGACAACUUUGAAGCUCGUAUGGCAAUUAACACGGCCUGCAAUGAACUUGGACAAAUCUGGAUGGAAUCUGGAGUGAGUGAAAACGCAGUGUCAGGACAUAUCCAGCUGAUCAUACCUGGGGAAUCCGCGUGUUUUGCGUGUGCUCCUCCACUCGUAGUUGCUGCAAAUAUUGAUGAGAAAACACUCAAACGGGAAGGAGUUUGUGCAGCCAGUCUCCCUACAACUAUGGGCGUUGUGGCAGGAAUUCUUGUACAAAAUGUUCUCAAGUACCUGUUAAACUUUGGUACUGUGAGUUACUAUCUCGGUUACAACGCGAUGCAGGAUUUCUUUCCAACUAUGUCUAUGAAGCCAAACCCACAAUGUAGUGACCAAAAUUGCAGAAAACAGCAAGAAAAUUAUAAGAAAAAAGCAGCUGCACAACCAAAAGAAGAAGUAGUUGAACAGCAAGAGGAAAUAGUACAUGAAGACAAUGACUGGGGCAUUGAAUUAGUAUCAGAAACUUCAGAAGAGGAGCUGAAGGCUGCAUCUGGCCCGGUUCCUGAGCUUCCCGAGGGCAUUACUGUAGCAUACACUAUCCCGAACAAGGAAGAGAAUUUGAUAACUGAGGAAACGGUAGCAGAAUCUGAAGAAAGCCUAGAAGAACUCAUGGCCAAAAUGAGAAACAUGUAGCAAUAUUAACUACAACUCUGGGGAGUUUGGGUUGACAGUGGAUUAUAAGAAGACCACACUUUUUUUUCCUCCUUUUUUUACCUCCACUGAAACUUACCUUUGUGUUUCUGAUGAAAUGGAACUGUUACAGGAGACGCGGUUAUGUUGUACAUAGGGAUUGUGCUACUGUAAACUCUAAUUUCUCAGCACUCCUAGUGUGCAGCUAGCUGUUCAGUAGGAAAUAAAAAGAGAUGGACAAACUAAGGCAGAAGUUCUUCCCUGUGAGGGUGCUGAGGCACUGGCACAGGGUGCCCAGAGAAGCUGUGGCUGCCCCAUCCCUGGCAGUGUUCAAGGCCAGGCUGGACACAGGGGCUUGGAGCAACCUGCUCUAGUGGAAGGUGUCCCUGCCCAUGGCAGAGGGCUGGAACUGGAUGAUCUUAAGGUCCCUUCCAACAUAAACCAUUCCAUGCUUCUAUGAAACUCACAAAAGCAGGCACAGCACAAUAUAUGCACCAUCAUGUGAUGAGAACAGAACACAAUAUAAGACAAGUGAAAGAUGAGAUCUGCUGGAGAGCACCUGGUAGGCCAAGGGCAGAUAGUACCUCACUCAGAUUGCUGCUCCUGAUUUUCCAGGCACUUGUACUUGGCUGUUGCUCACUGGUCUCUGUAUUCUUGGCAUGGAUUGUGCUGUGACUGUUGAUCUGAGUAGAUCAUUUCAGCCUUUUCAUCUACUUUAAAUACUGCUGGAAUGGAAUUUUUUUUAACUACCCUGGGUUUAUCAAUGUUUUACUACUGCUUGUUCUUAAAUAGCUGCCUGUAUGUUUUGUAUGGGAUAAUGCUUUGAGUAUGUUGCAACAAGGCAAAGUCUCUAGUUAGUAGUAAUUAUACUAGCAAACUGGGUAUUAACAGUGCCACUACAUCAGCUGGCAGAUGUUUUUUGUGACACAAUCUGAAGAAUUACCAGCACCACUGGAGAGAACAGGAGAUGUUGUCUAUCUCUUUGAAAAUCUCAGUAUUUUUGUUGCUUAUUUAAAUUUCAGCUGGAAUUCUGAUCCAUCCCCAUUAUAUGGGUUAUAUUAAGGAAUAUACUUCAUCUGUGUUUGCAUAGGAAAGCUUCUAAAAUUAGAUGCUGUAAACUCCAUUUAGUGUUGCAAGUAUCUUCAGUGGAGUAGCUGAGCUAUUGCAUUUGUCCUGUAAAUAACAUUAGUACAGUCAUAGUACCUUUAACCUGUCACCUGUUAAACUGACCUGUAAAUGUACAUCCUGCAGUGACAGUGCCCUGCACAACUGGAAGUAUCCACUGCAACUAUGUGAGCUACUGGGGGCAUCUGAUCCAGAAUUUGAUCAUUAUUGAGAUUUAGAAGAACAUCCAUUGCAUUAUAAUACAAAUAUUUCCACCUUGGGCUCUUCAGAAACUACCUUUCCACAGCGUGAUGCAGCCAGCACAGAACCAGGUAGUAAUUAAUGGUAGUAGUAUCCAACCAACAUGUAAAGAGAGAGCAAUGCUGGGCAUGUGCUUCUGGUACUCAGUUUAAAACGGUUUGAUUUCUAAGCAAUGCUUAUAAACUUCACGAUC
Molecule: messenger RNA, 2820 nt
Organism: Pezoporus occidentalis (night parrot)
Lineage: Eukaryota; Metazoa; Chordata; Aves; Psittaciformes; Psittacidae
Gene: UBA5
Product: ubiquitin like modifier activating enzyme 5
Exons: 12
Coding region: 66-1265 (399 amino acids)
Biological process (GO): protein ufmylation
Cellular component (GO): cytosol; cytoplasm
Molecular function (GO): UFM1 activating enzyme activity
Source: RefSeq, a predicted model, not a curated record